AUGACCCCCCGGGUCUAUAUCCUCAUCCGUCCCUCCUUCUAUCUCACCCAAGCCGCGGCAUUCAUCCUCCUCCUCAUGACGACGCUCUCCGUCUUGGCGAUCCCCGAGAUCGCUCUCCUCCGUCUCGAACAGCACGGCGAGUGGGCUGCCGACUUGGGCGUGUUCGGCCUAUGUUUCCGCAGCAAUGGCACAAGCACACACUGUACCCGCGCCUCGGUCGGGUAUGCUCUCCCGUUCCACAUUGAAGGCAUGCCGUCCGCUGCUCUGGUGGUGAAUCCCGUGGCGGCGGGGUUGGUCGGACUCGCAAUGGUGGUGUCGAGUGCGUAUUUUAUGAAUAUCGUCGCGGCGGUCGUAGCCGUGCUCGCUCUCGCUGUCAACGUCGCCUUCGUGAUGCCUAUUCUCCUUGUCGCCCUCUUCGUGAGUCGACUGCCAGGGCCCAGCACCGACGAGGAAGCCAGUGCAGGGAGCGCCAUGUCCGAUACCACGGUUUCCAGCGACGAGACCCCAAGCCCGUCAAGGAGGCCGAGUCUCAAGUGA
This is a messenger RNA of Cutaneotrichosporon cavernicola, 537 nucleotides long. RefSeq lists its product as uncharacterized. The record is from RefSeq and is a predicted model, not a curated record. NCBI's taxonomy places the organism in Eukaryota, Fungi, Basidiomycota, Tremellomycetes, Trichosporonales, Trichosporonaceae. Bases 1 to 537 code for a protein of 178 amino acids. The transcript has 3 exons.